Messenger RNA from Arvicola amphibius (Eurasian water vole), 1167 nucleotides. Its product is annotated as chromobox protein homolog 3-like. Gene Ontology annotation, biological process: negative regulation of transcription by RNA polymerase II; chromatin organization. The transcript has a single exon. Gene Ontology annotation, molecular function: chromatin binding. The coding region runs from base 94 to 645 and encodes 183 amino acids. NCBI's taxonomy places the organism in Eukaryota, Metazoa, Chordata, Mammalia, Rodentia, Cricetidae. The record is from RefSeq and is a predicted model, not a curated record. Gene Ontology annotation, cellular component: pericentric heterochromatin; nucleus.
CUGCAGGAUCCGCGGCCUGGAGCAUCCGAGCGGUGAAGUCGGUGGCUUGCUUUCUUAUCUUCUCUUCAAGUCUUCGAUUUUUUUUUUAAAAAAAUGGCCUCCAAUAAAACUACAUUGCAAAAAAUGGGAAAGAAACAGAAUGGAAAGAGUAAAAAAGUUGAAGAGGCAGAGCCUGAAGAAUUUGUGGUAGAAAAAGUACUGGACCGGCGUGUAGUGAAUGGGAAGGUGGAGUAUUUCCUCAAGUGGAAGGGGUUCACAGAUGCUGAUAAUACUUGGGAACCAGAAGAAAAUUUAGAUUGUCCAGAAUUAAUUGAAGCAUUUCUUAAUUCUCAAAAAGCUGGUAAAGAAAAAGAUGGUACAAAAAGGAAAUCUUUAUCUGACAGUGAAUCUGAUGAUAGCAAAUCGAAGAAGAAAAGAGAUGCUGCCGACAAACCAAGGGGUUUUGCCAGAGGUCUUGAUCCUGAACGAAUAAUCGGUGCCACAGACAGCAGUGGAGAAUUAAUGUUUCUUAUGAAAUGGAAGGACUCAGAUGAGGCGGACUUGGUGCUGGCAAAGGAGGCGAAUAUGAAAUGUCCUCAGAUUGUCAUCGCCGUUUAUGAGGAAAGGCUGACUUGGCAUUCUUGUCCAGAAGACGAGGCUCAAUAAUUGUUUGCAUUUUUAUAUAUAUUUAUAUAUAUAUAAAAUCUGGAUCUUGAGUUUUGAAUUACUAGUGUGGAAAAAAUAGCGUUCUAAUGAAAAUCGAGUUUGAUAUGCUGGUUUUGAAAGUAUUGACAGUAGUUGGGAUAUUUUUGGUUUUUGUUCUGCAUCAAAAGGCACUGAUUCCUUUGAGCAAAUAAAAGCUUUCUGUAGUUGCUUCUUUUAACAGUAGAAUGUUUGAUACCGUGUUGUAUUUCCUCGGCUUUGAAGAACAGCUUUUCUUAAAUGCUGGGGAGAUUUUACAGUCAUUACUCAAUCAGAACUUAUUUUUAACUGGGACACAGAAGGACCAUUCUGGGUUUUUUGUUUGUAAGCUUGUGUGUGCAUAAGACCCUUAUGUAACUGUUUUUCAUUUUGUCUUGUUUUCAAUACUCAGAAACUGUAGAUGAAAACAUGUGUUGAGAUUCCUCCCUUGUGAACAUUUUCCUGAAACCAUAACCUUUCAGAUCAAGUAGACAGUUCUGUAAUUUA